AUGCGCCCAUUGGCCGCCCGUCCUGUUAUGGGACUUGCUCUGCGUGGAUACGCUUCUCAAGUCGACCCCAAGACCAAGGCUCAGGCUAUUAUUGAUGCUCUUCCCGGCAGCAACCUGAUUUCCAAGACCGGAAUCCUUGCCACUUCUUCAGCCGCUGCUAUCUAUGCUGUUUCCAACAGUUUAUACGUUGUCAACGCCGAGACCUGUUUGUUGGUUGUUUUCGGAGCUUUCUUGUACGUCAUGUCCAAGACUGCUGCUCCUGCUUACAAGGACUGGGCCGAGGGACACAUCAGCACCAUUCGUGGAGCUCUUGACAAGGCUCGUGAAGGCCACGUUGUUGCUGUUAAGGAGAGAAUCGAGUCAGUCAACCAACUCAAGGACGUUGUUGCCACUACCAAGGACCUUUUCGCUCUUUCCAAGGAGACAGUCGAGCUCGAGGCCAAGGCUUUUGAGGCCAAGCAAAAGGUCGAGUUUGCCCACGAGGCCAAGAGCGUUUUGGACUCCUGGGUCAGAUACGAGGGUCAAGUGCGUCAACGCGAGCAAAAGGAGCUUGCUGAGGCCGUCAUUGCCAAGAUCGAGAAGGAGGUUUCUACCAAGAAGUUCCAACAAUCGGUGCUCAACCAAGCCGUUGCCGACAUCGAGCAACUGUUCGCCAAGAAGGCCUAA
This is a messenger RNA of Sugiyamaella lignohabitans, 666 nucleotides long. It is a transcript of the gene ATP4, whose product is annotated as F1F0 ATP synthase subunit 4. Gene Ontology annotation, molecular function: proton transmembrane transporter activity. Lineage: Eukaryota; Fungi; Ascomycota; Dipodascomycetes; Dipodascales; Trichomonascaceae. The transcript has a single exon. Bases 1 to 666 code for a protein of 221 amino acids. The record is from RefSeq and is a predicted model, not a curated record. Gene Ontology annotation, biological process: proton motive force-driven ATP synthesis.